UGUGUUCUCCGUCACACCAUCAUUGCCAACAUGUCAUGAGUUUUGAAGUAUUUCUACCCAUACCCAGCACUCAUCACGUCUUCACUAUAUAACGCGCUGCCGUCCAUCACGUACUUUCCUUUAUUCAGCUGGUCCAGGCUGGACGAUGUGGUGGUGGCUGCUUGCUGUGGUGUUUGUGGGGCUGGUGAUCACCUUCCUGACCUUCGGGCGGCGCUACAAGGUGUUCAGUGAGAAGAACGUCAGGCCUCCAGGAGCUUUGGAGAACGACGACAAAAAGAGGGAUGACAGGCUGAAGAGAGGUUUUCGCAUCGAUCGUGUUCCUCAGGGUUUGGAUGCUGUGGUUAUUGGCAGCGGGAUGGGAGGUUUGACAGCAGCAGCGCUGUUGUCCAAAGCUGGAAAGAAGGUUCUGGUUCUGGAGCAACAUGAUCAGGCUGGUGGAUGCACGCACACCUUUCAAAAUAAAGGAUUUGAGUUUGAUGUGGGCAUUCAUUACCUGGGCCAGCUUCAUGAGAACAGCCUGCUGAGGGUUGCGUUGGAUCAGAUCACAGAAGGCCAGCUGCAGUUUCAUCGACUGGAGCAACACUUUGAUACUCUGCUUUUGGGCCCGCCUGGACAGCAUAGAGAGUAUCACAUCCAUGCUGGAAAGACUGAAAUGGCAGCCAGCCUGAAGAAACAGUUCCCAGGGGAGGAGGACGCCAUUGACGAGUUUUUUCGCUUGAUGAAGUUAGCCUCACAAAGGACGCCACUGAUUGCCUGUUUGAAGAUGAUUCCUUAUUGGCUAGUCAAUUUCCUGAUUUGGACUGGCCUAUUGGAUCGCAUAUCUACCGUCUUCCGCCUAGCGACAACAAACCACUCCGAAAUCAUGUCCUGUCUCACAGACAACAAGGACCUACAAGCUCUAUCUGCCUACCUUUUCUAUGGUGUGCCCCCUAAACAGUCCAGCUUUCUCAUCAAUGCACUUCUUGUCCAUCAUUACAAACGUGGCGCAUACUACCCACGAGGGGGCGCCAGUGAAUUUGCCUUCCAUAUCAUCCCAGUCAUCCAGCAAACAGGGGGCGCUGUCUUGGUCAGAGCUCCCGUGCAGCGUGUUCUGCUAAACCAGCAAGGGAACGCUUGUGGUGUGACAGUGCUGAAAGGUCAGGAGGAGAUUGAGAUCUUUGCUCCUGCUGUCAUCUCCAAUGCAGGAAUCUUCAACACCUUCCAGAAGUUUUUGCCGCAGCACAUCCAAGAAAAAGCAGAGAUCCGGUCCUUGUUGAGUAUGGUUCGCCACGGCAUGGGUUCCUUCUUGGUCUUUGUUGGUCUGGACGGAACCAAAGAAGAGCUGGGAGUUGUUUCCACCAAUUUCUGGAUGUAUAAAGACAACGACCUUGACUCACUGAUGGAAGAGUACUCUUCACGGAGCAGAGAACAGGUAUUGGGGAACAUUCCCAUGAUGUUCAUCACCUUUCCAUCCGCCAAAGAUCCCACAGCCAGCGUUCGACACCCAGGCAAGUCCUGCAUGACUUUACUCACUAUGGCUCGCUAUGAGUGGUUUGAGGAGUGGGAGGGGACAAAGCUGGGCAAGAGGGGGCAGGACUACCUGGAUCUGAAACACGCCAUGUCUCAAGAACUGCUGGACUGGGCCCUGACCAUCUUCCCCCACCUGAAAGACAAGGUGGUCAUGGUGGACGCUGCCACCCCGCUGACUAACGUCCACUACCUGGGUGCCCCAAGAGGUGAAAUGUACGGUGCUGAACACAACCUGGAGCGCUUCACCCCACAAACGGUGGCAAGGACCAGAUCCCAAACACCAGUUGGUGGUCUCUACUUAACAGGUCAGGAUGUGUUCUGUAACGGCAUGGCUGGAGCUUUGCACGGUGGAAUACUCUGUGCGUCGGCCGUCCUCAAUCAGAUCCUCUACGUCGACCUACUAGCCCUCAAGACCCGCAUGAAAAGAAAACGUGCCAAUCAUAAACUUGCCUGAAUUGGAUUUGCCUCAUAAAUCCUCAAACAACAAAUACUCCACAUAAACACACCUGUUUAUUACCUGGGAUGCGCAGUAAACACAUUGCCUUGAUCAAAUAUCUUCAAACGUGUCUGCCUUCAUUGCUGAGAUGGUCCUUGUGAAAGGAGUUGUUAUGUUUUGCUCUUAUUUGUUGUAGCGCUGCCCCAGGAUGCAAAGACACAUCAAAAAAGAUCUUUAUUGUCCAAAACUCAGCUCACUAAGAUCGACACGGCUCACCAAGGCUAACACAACAAAAUCUAAAAAUACAAAAGCUCAAAGCAAAGUAGAAGUAGCGAAUGGCAUCAACUCACCACUGAAAUGACGUACAAUAUUCCCAGCAGACAUCAUGUCCAGUCUGGUUCCAGGGACGAUGACGUGCUGAGUGCUCACCAGGGACCAAGCACAUGCUGUGGCGCUCUUAGAGGCGAUUCGAUCGUGAGAGAAGACAUUUGACCUAUUUUAACCUAAUUUGUCUAUUGAGAUGGCUCUAAUCAUAUAACAUCAAAUAUUUUUGAAGCUGUUCAUUGAGGUUU
Molecule: messenger RNA, 2517 nt
Organism: Dunckerocampus dactyliophorus (ringed pipefish)
Lineage: Eukaryota; Metazoa; Chordata; Actinopteri; Syngnathiformes; Syngnathidae
Product: all-trans-retinol 13,14-reductase-like
Exons: 12
Coding region: 146-1963 (605 amino acids)
Molecular function (GO): oxidoreductase activity
Source: RefSeq, a predicted model, not a curated record